This is a messenger RNA of Pseudogymnoascus verrucosus, 2231 nucleotides long. RefSeq names its product accessory factor associated with RNA polymerase II. Lineage: Eukaryota; Fungi; Ascomycota; Leotiomycetes; Thelebolales; Thelebolaceae. Bases 317 to 2053 code for a protein of 578 amino acids. The transcript has 3 exons. The record is from RefSeq and is a predicted model, not a curated record.
CGAUCAAGGUGGCAGCUUGGAUGGCUGAGACUUCGUUGUUUGCACCGUAAGUAAAUGGGGUUCUUGCCAAACAUAACCUAUUCUAUUAAAGUUAAGAACGUGCCUUCCCGUACAGGAAGGCACGUUCUCAUACAGUAAUUUUUUCUUCUAGUAGGUUGGAUUGGGUAGGAACGACCGUAACUGCCUUCAUAACAUCAUAUUUCUUUCAUUUCUGUUGUCAGCGACGUCCUUAUUCCCUAAACAUAUUUUCCCACUCUCUUCAAGAAUUCUUAACUUUCUUUCUUGUUGAAAGCUUUAAGCUGACAAUAUUCUCAUCAUGGCGGGCCCUAUUCCGAAGAUAUCAAUUACGGACGUCGCAGGCACCGAGAUCAGUCAUGAUGGGGAUGCCGACGACGAGUAUUUUGAGACACAAGAAGAAGAAGAAGGCUUGUCCCCGCAAAGUACGAGUACUUUCACGCAGGUGAUAGUUUCCGAGGAAGUGACAGCUGCAGAAGGUUCUGGUCAAGUCACUGGUCAGAUCACAGGCCGUGUUGCUGAGGUGGAAACUAAGGUGGAAGCUGAAGCUACGAAACCAACCAGAGAUAGCAGGAGGAAGCAAUCUACUUCGCGGAAAGUUAAAGUUUCACAAGCUACCGGCACUAUUACUGGGAAAUUGCCCAAUUCCAAAGAUGCGAAACAAGUUAAGGUUUCUGGCCAGGUCACUGAAGUGACCGCUACUGAAGAAUUGACGGACGCCUCCGGGCCAGGCGUUGGACCAUCCACGCCUCGGAAUAUCCGGUCAAUCAAAAAGGCCAUAUCAGCGGUGUUUGACGGGUCGCCUUUCAGAAGCUCAUUGUCAAAUAAUGAGGGAAAGCCUCUCUUUAAGGACUCCGGGGAGUUGAAUAGCUCAAAUAACUCCACGCCUAAACCAAAGCCAGUAUCUCGAACUGCCGCAGAUCCUCCUCGUUCUCCUAUGCUCGGUUACGAAUGGGUUUGGUUCCCUGAAGGGUAUUGGGCAGAGCGCGAACUUAUUACACGGCCCACGAAAAACUUCCGUCCUCCAAAAUGGGUUCGGAAGUCCUUACAAGGGAGCGGCGCGAGCACAUUUGGCAGCCCCGCACCUUCAGCACCGCGUUCAUUGAAUGCGUCUGAGGUUUGGGCAAGGAAUCCGGCUGAUAUGGAAGAUGAAGAGGAUGGGGAAGCGGAGGGCGACGGUCCCCAGGCAAGACGGGCAAUCUCUCCCCGAGGAAUAAUAAACUCCGAUAAGGGAACUCCCACGCCAAAGGCUCUUUUGCGAAAGUUGCAGCAAAUAUCACUUAGUAGGAAGGCAUCAACGUCAGGGAAAGGAAAGGGGCCAGAAGAAUCAAGGCCUGAAUCGCCGCCAGUUGAUUUGGAACGCCAAACAACGAACACGCUCCGAGGGACAUCUCGCUUCUUUUCGCAGUUUCUAGCUACGAAAAAGCAAAACGAGCGAGCGAUGCACCCACUGAGCCCAAACGAGCACUCGCUAAGGUUGCCUCGAAAACGCUUUGGUUUGGCUCCCUGGCACCAAAAUGAUUCUGGCGACACGGUUGGGGCCGCUACCGCCACCAGUUCCAUAAGAGAGCUAUUGUUUGGGAAGACACCUGUUUCUACUCCUCGGUCAGAUGCCCCUCCCGCUGAGCCCAGGCCCGAUCAAUAUUUUGGAGUUGAAGUGCCUGGCACACGCACUGUUGAUGAUGAGGAUCAGGAUGCCCAGUAUAAUACACCGCGAUCACCUAGCCAAGGAAGCCCUGGAAGAAGACGACAGUCGUCUGCCGUCGGUUCCCCACUUACACAAGCUGGAAGCAGCGGACCAUCUCGCCUGUCCAAGCCCGACUCAGGGAGCGCCUUGGUUGGUGAGAUAUCAAAAACAGAAAGCGAGAAGUCGCGGGACAGAGAGAGAGAACUUGCAAACCGAGGUUUACCCAGCCCAUCCGAACGAGGAAAUUAUGCCAAUGAACUCAAAAAUCACCCCGAAUCUAGUCCACUCUGUCCGUUGCACGCCAGCUAUACGGCGUCUGCUAAGGGAUAUUGUCCCUACCACCCAUCGUAAAAUUCCUGGAUACAGGGGGUGCUGCUUGCUGUGCAAAAGCUUGUUUGAGAGCUGUGACUAGGGUGGCAUGAGAGAUAAUAGAUGGGAGAAAUAGACAGUGAGGAUGCUAGUGCUCAAAAGAAUAGAAAUGGGGGGAUUGGGAAAAGAUGAGAUUGCAAUCACGGCGAUAACUUCUGGG